Messenger RNA from Sphaeramia orbicularis (orbiculate cardinalfish), 1048 nucleotides. Its product is annotated as integrin alpha-3-like. Gene Ontology annotation, cellular component: external side of plasma membrane; integrin complex. Gene Ontology annotation, molecular function: integrin binding. Gene Ontology annotation, biological process: cell adhesion mediated by integrin; integrin-mediated signaling pathway; cell-matrix adhesion. Bases 1 to 816 code for a protein of 271 amino acids. The record is from RefSeq and is a predicted model, not a curated record. The transcript has 5 exons. NCBI's taxonomy places the organism in Eukaryota, Metazoa, Chordata, Actinopteri, Kurtiformes, Apogonidae.
AUGUCAUCACCCUCUAAAGCUCAGGGUAACUAUGGCAACGACGUCAUUAACCCGCUAAAGCUCAGGGCAAUAAUGGCAACGACGUCAUCACCCCCUAAAGCUCAGGGCAACUAUGGCAACGACAUCAUCAACCCCCUAAAGUUGUGUGUUGUGUUUAAUCAGCUCCCAGAGGACAAAGUGAGGAGGAGGAGGAGUCUGCAGGAGGAAGAGGAGGUGAAUGAGACGAAGGAGGAGGAGUCAGUGACGCCUUUAGCUGCACUUUACCUGCAGGGACAGAAGAAGAAGUUCUACACUCUGGACUGUGCACACGGAGCCAAAUGUGUGACGUUUGUGUGUCCGUUGACCAACAUCAACAACUCUGCAACGCUGACGCUUCAAUCCAGACUCUGGAACUCCACCAUGAUUGAGGACUUCAACGAUGCCACGAUGGUGUUGGUUCAAGGACGAGCAACGCUGAAACUGAAGACGAAGAACCAGAGCGUCAACAUGGAAUCACAGACAACCGAGAUCCAGGUCCUGGUCUACCCAGAGGCGGGGCAGCAGCUGGACUCUGGCGCCCCCCUUUGGGUCAUGGUGGUCUCGGUCCUCGCCGGGAUGGUCCUGCUGGCUCUAAUCUGUCUGUUGCUCUGGAAGUGUGGUUUCUUUGUGCGGAGGGGGGCGUGGCAGGAGGCGGCGCUCCACCAGGGGAGGAUUAUGGGUAAAGACGAGCAGCGUCGGCAGCGGUACACCGAUGGUUUCCUGAUUGAAGAGGAGGCGGAGUCCACGAACAGGAAGAGGAAAAAACACUGGGUGACCACGUGGACCGAGGCGUCCUGAGACGGGAGGCAGCUUCCAUGGAAAUGCCUCUGUCUACCAACCAGAAGAAGCCCCUAUGUGUCAUGUGAUCAAUAUUAUAUUUGAAACACGUUCAACUUCAGCCGAAUUAUCAACAGGAGCAAACAUGGGAACUGAUGACUGGCUGUCGUCAUGACAACGAAAACAUCCAGUCACUAAACAGUCCUGAUCCACCGGCGUUAAGAAGCACUGUUCAAAAAAAGAAAAAAAAAAA